AUGUCGUCUUCGUUGAGGGCUCCUGAACCUUUUUCUUUCGGGGCCAGUGAUUUGGCGGCCCAGUGGGGUCUGUGGCGUAAACAGUUUACGUGGUACUUAGUGGCUACAAAUGCAAAUGGCGGCCUUAACGUGGAUGAAGAGCAGAUGGUGGGCGUGCUCAUCACUCUUCUUGGCAGUGAGGGCCUCAAAAUUUACGAUACUUUUGUGUUCAAUCCAGCCUCCGAUGCCAGAAAAAUUACGCCGGUGUUAGACAAGUUCACUGCCCAUUUUGAGCCCCGACGCAGUGAAGUUUUCGAGCGUUUUAAAUUCCUGCGUCGUCAUCAACUCCCUGGUGAAUCUUUUGAUUCGUGGCUAAUUGAUCUUCGUGGUCUAGUGAACUCGUGUGGCUAUGGUGCUGGUGUUGAUUCAGUCUUACGGGACCAAAUAGUACUCGGUGUGGCUGAUCCUUACGUCCGUGAAAAGCUGCUGUAUGAAAAGGAUUUGCUGCUCCCCACCGCGUGUGAAAUUGUGCGUGCGUGUGAGUCAUCUAAAGCCCAGCUCAGUCACAUCACCACGUCAUCGACAGCUGAAGCCGCGCACGCCGUUCAGAGCCGACCGGGUGGCCGGAAGGUCGAGAGAAAGCCGGAAUCGUCGUUCAGAGCUCAGCAUGAACAGCAGCCGUCCGCUAAUCAACACGCAGCCCAGCAGUAUCCCAAGUGUAAAGAUUGCGGCCGGCCUCAUCGAAAAUAUCAGUGUCGAGUCACCAAUUUUACGUGUUAUAAUUGCAACGUGGUCGGCCAUAUAUCCAGUUGCUGUCCGAAUCCACCCAAGUCCCGCCAGAUGUCAGCACGUCCAGCACCAAACCCCGCGCCCAAAGUUCAUGCUGUGGAGGAGGAGACGCGCUGGAUUGGUGAGGUCGAACGUGGCGGCACGGCGAUGGCCCUCCCGCGGUCAUUUGAAGAAAGUUACUACGUCUCUCAUGCCCUAACGUCGUCUGGUAGUGAAUCUGAGUGGCACCAAGACGUGACAGUAGAUGGCGUUAAAAUUAACUUCAAGCUUGAUUCGGGCGCCACAUGCAACAUUCUGCCGUAUGAGUCGUUUGCUCGGCUGCCCAAAACACGCCGCUGUCUUCGCCCUGGGCCCAUUGUUCGCAGUUAUCGUUCACAAGAUGGCCUCUUACGCGUGCUCGGAUUGCACACAGCCAAGGUGGUUCACAGAGGCGCUUUGUUUGUCAUCGACUUUGUCGUGGUUGACGAGCCUGGCCAGCCACCCCUUCUAGGACUCCCGUCUUGCGACAAGCUGAACUUGAUUCGAAGAGUCGAUGCUGUUCAGUCGCCAGUAGACGCUCCGCUGCCGCCAAUAGUCGUGGAGUUUAUGGACGUCUUCGAAGGAUUAGGUAAAUUACCUAUAGAACAUGACAUUAGACUGCUGUCAGGUGCUAAUCGCGUGGAUCCUGUUGUGUGUGCAGCCAGUCGACUUCCUUUCCGGCUGGAGGAUCGCGUUUUCAAGAAGUUGGACGAAAUGGUCAACGACAAAAUCCUCACCCCCGUGCAAGAGCCAACUGAGUGGGUCAGCCGCAUGAUGGUGGUGGGAAAACCGGACGGUGAUGUCUGUAUUUGUCUGGACCCGUUUGAGCUCAACAAGGCUAUUCAACGUCAACAUUUUGCCAUCCCCACCAUUGAGCAGCUGUUCAGCAAGUUGGGUAAGGCUCGAUAUUUCUGCAGCCUUGAUGCUGCGUCUGGUUUCUAUCAGAUUCCUUUGUCUGAUGCAGCGUCCUAUUUGUGCACAAUGGCCACUCCGAAAGGCCGUUAUCGCUUCCUCCGGCUGCCGUUUGGGCUGAAGUCAGCCCCAGAAAUUUAUCUUCAGACGAUGAACGACUUGUUUGGAGAACUGCCCGGUGUACUCAUCUAUUUUGAUGAUUUCCUUGUAACGGGUGAAACGGAGGAGGAACUUCUCGCCAACCUUCGUCAAGUGUUUGUACGUUGCCGUCUCCAUGACUUGAAGCUUCAGUUAAAAAAGUGCAAAUUCUUCCUCCAGGAGCUCCCGUGGCUAGGCCAUGUCAUUGGCCAGGGAAUUUUAAAGCCGGACCCCCUCAAAGUUUCGGCAAUUGUGGAAAUGCCUGAUCCAACUUGUCCGGCUGAUCUCGUCCGUCUCCUGGGCAUGGUGACAUACCUGGACAAGUUCUGCCAAAAUCUCGCGGGUCUGACACGACCCUUACGUGACUUACUCAAAGCAGACGCAGCGUGGGUGUGGGAAGAGCCCCAGAAGAUGGCCCUUGGUCAGCUUAAAAGUGCAUUGUCGUCUCUUCCAGUGCUACGACUGUUGGACCACUCGCUGCCCUUGGUCGUAUCAGUCGAUGCGUCUCCCGUCGGCAUCGGUGCAGUGUUGCUUCAAAAUAACCAGCCGAUCGCGUACUCGUCAACGUCGUUAACCGUUACUCAAAAACGGUACUUUCAGAUCAAAAAGGAGCUGUUGGCGGUCCAGUUUGGACUCAUGCGCUUCCGGCAGUACGUCUAUGGCCAAAUGGUGGUGGUUGAAACCGAUCACAAGCCGUUGGUUGGCCUCCUGGAGAAGCCCAUUGCGUGUUGUUCCCCGAGAAUCCAGCGGAUGCGUCUGCAACUCCAACGAUUUGAUUUCAAGCUCGUCUACAAGCCGGGCAAGGAGCUGUUUAUCGCCGACACGCUUAGUCGGGCUCCGUCGCCCCGCCUUUUUACCGAUGACGUCACUCAAGACUGUGAGGAGCAGGUUCACGCUGUUCUUGACCUGAUAAUUCCUCAUGAUGCAACUCGUGUCAAGUUUGCUGCAGCAACGACGGCAGACCCAACUCUCCGUCUCCUGAAAGAAGUCCUUCGGCGUGGAUGGCCUGAUCACAAGGCCCAGUGUCCGGUGGCUGUAAAACCGUUCUGGCAAGUACGCCACCACUUGUCUGAAGCUGAUGGUCUGCUACUCAAUGGCAGCCGGUUGGUGGUUCCGAUUUCGCUUCGGCAGGAAGUAUUGGCUGGAAUACACGACGGCCAUUUUGGAGAGGUGAAGUGCAUCUUACGGGCAAAGUCGGCCGUUUAUUGGCCCGGGUGUGACGAGCAAAUUCGCAACAUGGUGGCCAGCUGUUCGACCUGCCAAACGCAUCGCCAUCGAAACCCAGCGCAGCCUCUUCGUCCUGUGCCGUUGCCGGUGCAUGCCUUUCAGUGGGUGUCGGCUGACAUUUUUCUGCAUGGUGGCGUUAACUACCUCCUGGUUGUUGACGCAUAUAGCAAGUGGCCAGCAUGCGUGCCGUUGCGCAGUUUAUCGUCGUCGUCCGUAGUCGCCGAAAUGGAACGCAUAUUUAGUGACUUUGGCGUUCCCGAAAUCGUCAUGUCAGACAAUGGCUCUCAGUUUGAUUGCGCCGAGUUUCGAGAGUUCUGCGAGGGCCGUUCAGUUCGGUCAGUGACGUCCAGCCCAACCUACGCGCAGUCCAAUGGUCUGGUGGAGCGCCACAUACAGACAGUGAAAAAGACGCUCUUAAAAAUGUUCACGGAUGGCCGGUCACUAUGGGAGGCCUUGGCGGCCAUUCGAUCGACUCCAAUAUCAUCGGAGCUGCCGUCUCCAGCAGUGUUAUUGCAGGGACGCCACCUUCGUGGCAGCUUGCCGUUUUUGCAAGAUCGCCUGGUUCCACAGUUUGUACCUGCCAAGUUCGUUCACGGCCAGCUCCAGCGUCGUCAGGCUACGGCUUGUUUUAAUCACGGCGGUCGUCCGGAUGUUCGUGGGUCGGCGCUCAUUAUCGGUCAACGUGUACGGGCGUUCAUCUCUGGGUUGUGGCUACCAGGUGCCGUAGAAGCUGUUUGCAGCGAACCUGACUCAUAUGUCGUUCGGUUGGCAGACGGGCGAGCUUUUCGUCGGACGCGCCGCGACAUAAAUCUUGACAACUCGCCGUCGGCAGGAUUGGCAGUGGUUCAACAGAGUGGUGAUGCUGAUGUAAUACCGUCUGCUGUUCGCGGUUAUCGCCCCGCCCCUGCUAAUCAUCUGCUACCGGCCCUGUCUUGGUCUCCGCCUGGUCCGCCUGCCCGCGCUGUGAAUGUUCCAGUUGCCCAGCGGCUUCCGGUAGCCCUGGGUCAACCGUCAAUGAUGCCACAGCCUCCGCCGGUCUUUGUCAACCCGGCGCCCGGCCCGGCAACCCCUGCAAGGCCACGUGCGGCACCCGUCUCAACCGACCAGCGUGCCACCGUCCAGCUGCCCGCUGCCCAGUCACCCCUGACAGCUUCAAGUCCGCUGGCCGUCGCGCCUCAUCGUCCGGGAUCGACUCGCUCUGGUCGCCCUUAUCUCAAGCCGUCUUAA
Daphnia magna is the source of this 4290-nucleotide messenger RNA. RefSeq lists its product as uncharacterized. NCBI's taxonomy places the organism in Eukaryota, Metazoa, Arthropoda, Branchiopoda, Diplostraca, Daphniidae. Bases 1 to 4290 code for a protein of 1429 amino acids. Gene Ontology annotation, biological process: DNA integration. Gene Ontology annotation, molecular function: nucleic acid binding; zinc ion binding. The transcript has a single exon. The record is from RefSeq and is a predicted model, not a curated record.